AUGAUGGAGGGCAAUUCCACUGCUGGAUCCUUCGCUCCCUUGCAGCAGUUCAGCGUUGCUGACCUUGUUGUCGUAGUGGUUUAUUUUUCCUUAAACGUUGCAGUGGGAAUAUGGUCUUCAUGCAGGGUGAACAGGAACACCAUCAGUGGCUAUUUCCUUGCUGGCAGAGACAUGGCAUGGUGGCCAAUCGGCGCCUCUCUCUUCGCCAGCAGCGAAGGCUCGGGGCUCUUCAUCGGGCUGGCCGGGACUGGUGCUGCCGGGGGAAUCGCUGUCACCGGCUUUGAGUGGAAUGCGACCUACGCUCUUCUGGCGCUGGCCUGGGUGUUUGUGCCGGUCUACAUCUCAUCUGGGAUUGUCACGAUGCCCGAGUAUCUCCAGCGAAGGUUUGGAGGGGAGAGGAUUCGGAUGUACCUCUCCAGCCUGUCACUCCUGCUCUCCAUCUUCACCAAAAUCUCUACGGACCUGUACUCGGGGGCCCUCUUCGUGCAAGUCUGCCUGGGCUGGGACCUUUACCUCUCCACCGUCCUGAUGCUGGUGGUCACAGGGCUCUACACCAUUGCGGGGGGGCUGGCGGCCGUCAUCUACACCGAUGCGUUGCAAACGCUCAUCAUGGUCCUUGGAGCCAUUGUGCUGGCGGUGAAAGCUUUUAAUGAGAUCGGAGGUUACCCCAACCUGGAAGAGGCCUAUUUAAAAGCCAUGCCGUCCAAGAUUGUUCCCAACACUACCUGCCACCUGCCCAGAGCGGAUGCAAUGCACCUCUUCCGAGACCCAGUCUCUGGAGAUCUGCCCUGGACCGGGAUGACUUUUGGGCUGUCUAUCAUGGCCACGUGGUACUGGUGCACCGACCAGGUCAUCGUCCAGCGGUCUCUCUCUGCCAAGAGCCUGAGUCACGCCAAGGCCGGCUCCAUCUUGGCCAGCUACCUGAAGAUGCUGCCCUUGUUCGUUAUCAUCAUGCCGGGGAUGAUCAGCAGGGUCCUGUACCCAGAUGCCGUGGCCUGUGUGGACCCCGAGGAGUGCGUCCGCGUGUGCGGGGCCGCCGUGGGCUGCUCCAACAUCGCCUACCCCAAGCUGGUGGUCGAGCUGAUGCCCAGCGGGCUGCGGGGUCUGAUGAUCGCGGUGAUGAUGGCCGCGCUCAUGUCGUCCCUGACCUCCAUAUUCAACAGCAGCAGCACCCUCUUCACCAUGGACAUCUGGAGGAAGCUGAGGCCAGGGGCUGGUGAGCGAGAGCUGCUCUUGGUGGGCAGGGUCGUCACAGUGGUGCUGGUGGCCCUCAGCGUGGUCUGGAUCCCCAUCCUGCAGAGCUCCAGCGGUGGCCAGCUCUACGUCUACAUCCAGGCUGUCACCAGCUACCUGGCUCCUCCCGUCACCACCGUCUUCAUCCUGGCCGUCUUCUGGCCCCGAGCUAACGAGCAGGGAGCUUUCUGGGGCCUGAUGGCGGGGCUGGCGCUGGGGCUGGCCAGGAUGGGGCUGGAGCUGGCGCACCCCACGCCCCGCUGCGGGGUCCCCGACCGGCGGCCCUGGCUGCUCACCGACAUCCACUACCUGCACUUCGCCGUGCUGCUCUGCACCGCCACGGGCGCCGUUGUGGUGGGGGGCAGCCUGCUGACCCCCCCGCCGCCCCUGGCCCGGCUAAAGGAUCUCACCUGGUGGACCCUCUCGCGGGAGCCCCCCCAGCCCUCCGUGGACGGCACAUCCCAGGGAACGCCCGACGGUGAGGAUGCCACGGAGCCCCUCUUCUGGGCCCGUGUCUGUGGCAUCAACGCCGUUGUCCUGAUGUGCGUCAAUAUUUUCUGCUAUGCCUAUUUUGCCUAG
Molecule: messenger RNA, 1812 nt
Organism: Gavia stellata (red-throated loon)
Lineage: Eukaryota; Metazoa; Chordata; Aves; Gaviiformes; Gaviidae
Gene: SLC5A10
Product: solute carrier family 5 member 10
Exons: 15
Coding region: 1-1812 (603 amino acids)
Biological process (GO): transmembrane transport
Cellular component (GO): plasma membrane
Molecular function (GO): D-glucose:sodium symporter activity
Source: RefSeq, a predicted model, not a curated record